AGCACUUCCUCGAGGUAGAGUGGCGGGAGCGUGCUCCGCGGUGACGCGCAUAGGGAAGUGGAAAGACGGAAGAAAGGACGUAGAAAAAACUUGCCAACUACUAGCUAACUGGCUAGAAAUACAUCUAUUUUCCAUGUUACAAUGGGUGCUUACUGCGAUUUAAAUAAUUGAGCUUACGGAACUUCCCGUAUGCAUUUAGUCACCGCUGUCCCUACUCGACCAGCGGACUCAAGCAGUUUUCAAACAGACUUGCUCACCCGGCCCAGAGCCUCUCUUCGCUCAAAUCUCAUUUAGCUGCUGCUAAAGUGGUGCAAUAACCAGCAAGCUGUACAAAGGUUAAAGUUACAAACUACUAGCUCGCUAGACCAGGGGGACGCGGGCUUUUUCCUCCCUGUGCGGAAAGUUGGUGACAGUACAAGAGCCGCCGACGAGGCCUUCAAGUUGUCGAGGCUGCAUGUGAAGGCUGCUGCUGGCGAGGAGUGACUCACACACCGCUAGUUAGCCAAAAAGCGAAAACAUGUCGGCCCAGGCUCAGAUGCGAGCGAUGCUGGACCAGCUCAUGGGGACGGGGAGAGACGGGGACACCAUGAGGCAGAGGAUCAAAUUCACAGAUGAACGAGUCUGUAAAAGUCACCUUUUAGAUUCAUGCCCUCAUGAUAUUCUUUCGGGCACAAGAAUGGACUUGGGUGAGUGUGUGAAAGUCCAUGACCUGGCCCUCCGGGCAGACUAUGAGAUUGCCUCUAAGGAGCAGGAGUACUUCUUCGAACUUGAUGCAGCUGAACAUCUUCAGUCUUUUAUUGCCGACUGUGACCGCAGGACUGAGCUGGCCAAGAAAAGACUAGCUGAGACGCAGGAUGAAAUCAGCGCUGAAGUGGCUGCAAAGGCUGAACGUGUGCAUGAACUUAAUGAAGAGAUUGGCAAAUUGCUGGCCCGAGCAGAGCAGCUCGGGAGCGAGGGGAACGUGGAUGAAGCCCAGCAGCUGCUGGAGAAGGUGGAGAAAACCCGGAUCUUGAAAAAAGAGGCAGAGGAUGUGUACAGAAACUCAAUGCCAGCUUCCAGCUUCCAACAACAGAAACUACGGGUCUGUGAGGUGUGCUCGGCCUACCUCGGACUCCACGACAAUGAUCGUCGUCUAGCUGAUCACUUUGGAGGAAAACUGCACCUAGGCUUCAUUGAAAUUCGUGAAAAGCUUGAAAAGCUGAGGAAAGCAGUUGUAGAGAAACAGGAAAGAAUGAGAAUGAGAAGACGAGAGGAACGUGAAAGAGAAGAUGAACGAGAGCGACAGUGGGAAUUGGAGAGGGAACGAGAAAGAGAGCGGGAACGAGAGCGCGAAUGGGAGAGAGAACGAGAAAGGCAGAGGGAGCGUAGGAGGUCAAGAUCCAGAAGUGGAGACCGAUACAGGGAUGGAGGUACCUCAUCCUCCCAUCAUUCAAGACGCCCCCACUCCUCUCGCUCCAGAGAAGAAGGUGGGGACCGGGACAGGGAGCGGGAGCGGAAACAUCGACACAAGGACAGGCAUCGCUCACGCUCUCACUCUCACAGACACAAAAGAAAAAGGUCCUCAAGAGAACGAUCAUCUCACACUCAUGAGAGAGAGCAGUCUUUGUCCCAGGAGAGGUGGAAAGAGGGUGCAGGAGAGGGAUGUCGUGACGACAGGGUGGAGUAUGCUGGUUGGGAGGACAGGGAAAGGUCUGUCUCUCCAGACAUGGCCAGAGCAAGGGAACGAGAGAGAUCCCUGUCUUAUGAGAGAGACCGACGCUCCAGCUCUGAGGAACGGGAGUCUGGGGAGAUAUGAGGCUGCCUCCAAAGAAUUUUAUUUGGAUACAUUGUUCAGUGAAAGACGGAUGGAGAAGUUAGAGCAUGUUGACCCAGAAAUCUGAAUGUGUGUCAGCUUUGUAUGGAUGUUCAUGUUAAAAUGGGACAUGUACAUAAGCAGGGGUGUACAGUGAAAACCUGGGGCUGAGUGAACGUCAGAAAAAACAACUUUUAUAAAACUAUGAUAGUGACCUGGAAAAGUACAAUAAUUUUUUAUGCCACCUUGUUAUGUACAGUUAAUUUUGACAGUGGUAAAGGCUACAUCGGUGAGGAGACAAGUCCUUACGUCACUUUUAUUUUACACACAUGAAGUGCUGUUAUUUUUUAUCGUUAGUUGGAUCUUCAAUGUUUUUCCUUUUCAGUAGGAUUCUUAUCAGUAGUUGUGGGUUUAUUUUUACAUGGGUUGAACUCAUGGCCUAACUUUUGCAGAUAGCGUUUAAUGAAUGAAUGACUGAAGGUAAUUCUGAUGUUUGUCUGAUGUUUAUUUUCUAUUUUCAAACCAUAACCAUAAUCUAAUUUGGGAAAGCAGGUUCAUUUCAUUGAGACUGCUUUUAAUUUGGGGUGACGUAAGGAGCUUAUUAUUUUCCCUCUUUAAAAAGAAAAAAGGUAUUCACAUAAGUCCACUGUGUUCCUGACUUGCAAAUGUGUGUAGAUGAUGUGCAUAUUCCAUAGUGACACUUAAAGGCCCUGGGACUUUGGUUCUGUUUGCUGUGGUACAACCUGGAUGUAUGUGAAGGGAGGUCUACUGUGCUGUGCCACGAUCUAAUUAAUAAAAUGUUCUGCUACCAUUUAGA
Betta splendens (Siamese fighting fish) is the source of this 2609-nucleotide messenger RNA. RefSeq names its product LUC7 domain-containing protein. The record is from RefSeq and is a predicted model, not a curated record. Gene Ontology annotation, molecular function: mRNA binding. NCBI's taxonomy places the organism in Eukaryota, Metazoa, Chordata, Actinopteri, Anabantiformes, Osphronemidae. Gene Ontology annotation, biological process: mRNA splice site recognition. The transcript has 10 exons. Gene Ontology annotation, cellular component: U1 snRNP; U2-type prespliceosome. Bases 518 to 1795 code for a protein of 425 amino acids.